AUGAGGAUAAAUUUGAAAAUUCAUCCACAACCCUCCCCGUCCUCCACAAUCCUCCAUUGCCGCAACAUUCGUGACGAAGCUCACCGCCACAACACAACCCACACCCACCAUUUCUCCGCCGACUACGUCCCUUUCAACGCCGACCCUUCCUCUGCUGCUGCCGCCGACUCCGAGUCCUAA
Molecule: messenger RNA, 180 nt
Organism: Prunus armeniaca (apricot)
Lineage: Eukaryota; Viridiplantae; Streptophyta; Magnoliopsida; Rosales; Rosaceae
Source: the annotation of a GenBank genome assembly